AUGUCUGCCGACGCCAGUAUGGCGACAACCCCUCAGGAGACGAAGGCCGAGCUGACUGAGGCCUUGACUGCGCCCGCUCUGGUAGACGCCGAGAUGGGUGAAGCUCCUAAGGCAGACCGCGAGCUCUCUGACCGCGAACGCGCCGCGGUGAGGCAAAUUGAAUUUUACUUUGCCGACUCAAACCUUCCCUAUGACAAGUUCAUGUGGACAUUGCACACUGCGAACGAAGGCCACUGGGUACCGAUAUCUACCGUGUCUUCGUUCAAACGUAUGCGCGAGUACGAGUCGGAGGGCAAGGAAUGGCUAGUAGAAGCUCUACGCUAUAGCUCGGAACUCGAAGUGGACAAGGAGGGCGUGAACGUUCGCAGGCGUCACGAAGUAAAGGAGCCCAAGGACGCGAUGGCUCGCAGUGUAUACGCAAAAGGCUUUGGCGAAGAAAAGUCCAAUACGCAGAAGGCGCUCGAGGAGUUCUUCGCGCAUUACGGCAAUGUGAAUGUCGUGCGUAUGCGCCGCGACGAUGACAAGAAGUGGAAGGGAUCUGUCUUCUGCGAAUUCACCGACUCGGCGACGGUCGAUAAGUUCCUCAAAGCCGACCCGAAGCCAACAUGGGAAGGCAAUGAGCUCGUUAUCAUGACCAAGGACGCCUACGUUGAGAUGAAGAUCAAAGAAAAGGGCUUGACGGGCAAGGCUAUCAAGCGCGACAAUUUCAGCGGCGGACACCGCACCUUCGACGCUUUCAGGGAAAUGAAGAAGACGGACGCCAAGACGAAGCCCGCUGAAAAGGAGGUCAUCCUAGAGUUCAUGGGUACCCGUCUACCCAUCAAGGGAACCAACGCGUCCGAGGCGCGGGUCCAAGAAGAUGAGGUGCCGCGUAUCAACCAUACCACCUUACGAUUCGCUGGCUGUGGCGGAGAAUGCCCCUUUGACGACGUCAAGAGUCCUCUCAAGGAGCGUUACGCUCGUCUGCCAUUCAUCAAGUACGAACGGGGCGAAGACUCGGGACUUGUCGGUUUCGAUCGCGCGCUCACUGACGAGGAUAUUGAAUUUGUCCGCGGCGCAGUGAAGACUAUCAACGGAAAGUCUGUUACAUGGGACUUCAUUGAUGAGGAGACCGAACGCGCAUUUACCAUUGAGCGAGCUCAAGCAGCGGCGAGGCGCGUAUACCAGUUUGUCGUCAUGAAACAGUCAGAACCGCGAGAGGGUGGCGGACGCGGCAGGGGUCAUGGCCGCGGAGGGCGCGGAGGCAACCGUGGCGGAGGACGAGGACGGGGUGGUCGUGGUGGCGGGCGGGGCGGCUCGCGCAACACAGAGAAGUCCAACGGUACAACUGCUAUCACUGCUACGCCUUCGGGAGAAGAGGGUACAGGAGAGAAGCGCAAGCGCGCAGUGGAGCCCGACGGUGGUUUCGACGUCGGACAGCGUAACACUGGCGUUCCUACGAUCGCCUCAUCAAAAAAGCCGCGCACGGAGGAUACUACCUCCUGA
Molecule: messenger RNA, 1485 nt
Organism: Peniophora sp. CBMAI 1063
Lineage: Eukaryota; Fungi; Basidiomycota; Agaricomycetes; Russulales; Peniophoraceae
Source: the annotation of a GenBank genome assembly